This is a messenger RNA of Sphaeramia orbicularis (orbiculate cardinalfish), 1855 nucleotides long. RefSeq names its product TIMP metallopeptidase inhibitor 2b (gene timp2b). Gene Ontology annotation, biological process: negative regulation of endopeptidase activity; response to hormone; response to cytokine. The record is from RefSeq and is a predicted model, not a curated record. Gene Ontology annotation, cellular component: extracellular matrix. The transcript has 5 exons. Lineage: Eukaryota; Metazoa; Chordata; Actinopteri; Kurtiformes; Apogonidae. The coding region runs from base 255 to 914 and encodes 219 amino acids. Gene Ontology annotation, molecular function: protease binding; metalloendopeptidase inhibitor activity.
UGACGGUAAGAGGAAAACAGAUCUGGAAGAUCGGCCUGAGACUCUGUGUGCAGUCUUCAACCGGAAUGAACUCCUUCUCAUCCCUUGUGCAUCUGAUUUUCUGACAAGCGGACUGUGCAUAUUUGCAGCUGGGAACUUAAAAAAAAACAAAAACCAGUUCAUUUCUUUGUAGAUUUGCCUGCUCAUCUGCACUUUUUUCCACAUUUUCUAUUUUUUCCUCCAACACUGAACCUUAAUCCAUCGUAGUUUACAACAUGACCUGGGCAGUGAACAGCUGUUUUGUCACUCUGGCCAUCCUUUUUCUUUGGCGAGUGGAAGAAAUAGCGGAGGCCUGCAGCUGCUCUCCUGCGCAUCCUCAACAGGCGUUCUGCAACUCAGACGUCGUUAUCAGGGCGAGAGUAGUCGGAGGGGAAGAGGUUGACGCUGGCAAUGACAUCUAUGGAAACGCCAUCAAACGGAUCAAGUACGACAUCAAACAGAUCAAGAUGUUCAAAGGUCCAAACCAGGAUAUUGAUGCCAUCUACACUGCACCAACAUCUGCAGUGUGUGGAGUGACUCUAGAGACUAAUGGAAAAGAGUAUCUCAUUGCAGGCAAGCUUGAGACUGAUGGGAGGAUGCAUGUCACACUGUGUGACUUCAUUGAGUCCUGGGAGACCUUGACUGCCACCCAGAAGAAGAGCCUGACUCAGCGUUAUGAAAUGGGCUGUGACUGCAAGAUCACCCGCUGCACCUCCAUCCCCUGCACGAUCAGCAGCCCAGCAGAAUGCCUGUGGUUGGACUGGGUGAUCGAGAAGUCGGUGAAUGGAGAGCAGGCCAAACACUUUGCUUGCAUCAAAAGGAGUGAUGAUUCUUGUGCCUGGUACAGAGGGGCAGCGCCACCCAAAAAGGAUUUCCUGGACAUUGAAGACCCUUAACUCCACCUCUGUGCAAUGGUUCGAGGAUGUCUGCAGCUGAAAUAUUCUAAAUAAUUGUCAAAAAUAUACAUAAAUCCACCAGUCAAACUGUAAAUGUUUUUGUUAGUUUAAAAAAAAAAAACAGUCUCCACAUUAUGUUACAGUAAUUUUAUAAAUACAAAAAGUGGAAUUGUAUUGUUUCUAAAUGUAGGUUAUGAAUUCAGCACUUUUUUUUUUUUUUUUUUUUUUUUUAACGCUUCCACCGCCAAUUCCAAAGCACUUCAUCAUAAACCACUUCUCCUGCAGCUCAAAUAAAGGGAAUCCUCACAGUGCAGUGUUACGUUUUGAAGCUAUUUGUUCCUGUGCUAUUCAUUUUUUUUUCUCUUUUUCUACCAAAGAUUUUUUUGUUAAGUGAACUAUAACUCUACUAUGAAACACAUUCAUUCCUAUAAAUAUUCUGUGAAUUUGUAAGUUGAUCAAAAAAAAAAAAAAAACAUUGGCUGGAAACUGGCAUCCUGACUUGUGUGACAGCAGAGCUAUCACAAGGAAUGAGAACCACCUCUUGCCUGUCCUGCUUUAGAUUCUUUCUUCUGUUAUGUGCUGAGUAUGUAAAACUUUUCCCCCUUUCUCAUGAAGUUUGGCUGUUUAUAAACUAAAACAUUAGAAAAAAAAAAAAAAAUAGCGGCAUGUUAAUGAUCACAUUUCAGGUGCCAGUCGGAGCACACAGUCAGUGCAUUUACUCUGUAACUAUUUCCUUUAAAUAAUCCUGAAUAGACAAGAAUGCACUUUGAACACAAUUAUAACAACAUUCAUAUUUUCUCUAAUGAUAAAUGUCUGCAAUGAGGAUUGAAUCCUCCAUUUUGUAUUAUGUAUGUUUUAUAUCACAGCUCUUCUCUUUGUAAUGCUUUAGUGUAAGAGCGUAUUUUAUUUAAGGAGGUUAUAUGUUUUGUUACAUCCAGGUU